GGUCAUUCGUGAAUCUUGUUUCGUUUGGUGCAAAACAAAACUUCAAAAGUGCUUUUAUCGGCAAAAAGAAAUUCAAUUUAAAGAAUAAAAUCCGAACAAAUCACUCAAGAGCUGAUAAAAAUCUAAUAAAUUUAUUCAAACAAAUAAUAUAAUUAAAUAAAUGACAUUAAAAAAGUGCAAAUUCAAACCGAAAAAAGAAAAAAACCAGUCGCACACACAAAAGCGGCUCGUGAAGAAAAUUUGUAACCUUUUUUGACAUUGAACAAAAAGAGGCAGGCAGACAUUAAACAAAGCAGAAGACACAAACGGGCAAAACGGAAGACAGACAAGAAAAAUAAAAGUGGCACAUUCGCUAAAUAAAAAAAAUUCAUAUACAGUGAAGAAAAUUAGUGAUUUUCACAAAAACAACAAGUAGCUUUAUAAUAAAAAAUUCAUACGGUGUAUUUAAUAAAUUAAGAAAAUUAAAGUUCUUGACGACAUAUUUAUUAAUAAAAUAUAAACUUCAACUUAAUUAAAGCAAGAGAAUAAAUUGAUAAAAGAAUUUCAGUUGUAAAUUUUGUCCGGCAACAUCAAAAUACCACCAAUACAAAUGGCUAAAGACGAAGAAGAUGAUUUAUUGCCCGAUAAGGAUGCCGCCAAGGGUUUCUAUGCUAAAUAUGAGCCCAAAGAAAUAUUGGGAAGAGGUAUUAGUUCUACCGUGCGUAGAUGUAUUGAAAAGGAGACGGGCAAAGAGUUUGCCGCCAAAAUUAUUGAUUUAGGGGCAGGCACGGAAACGGGUGAUACUAAUCCCUAUCAUAUGCUAGAAGCCACCAGACAAGAAAUCUCAAUACUCAGACAAGUUAUGGGACAUCCCUAUAUAAUUGACCUACAAGAUGUUUUUGAAUCGGAUGCUUUUGUAUUUUUGGUUUUUGAACUGUGUCCCAAGGGUGAAUUAUUCGAUUACCUGACAUCGGUGGUAACAUUGUCAGAGAAAAAGACCCGCACCAUUAUGAGGCAAAUAUUUGAGGGUGUUGAAUAUAUACACUCGAAAAAUAUUGUACAUAGAGACUUAAAACCUGAAAAUAUUUUAUUAGAUGAAAAUCAUAAUGUUAAAAUAACCGAUUUCGGUUUUGCGAGACAGCUAAAAGAAGGCGAAAAAUUAAUGGAUCUUUGUGGUACCCCCGGUUAUUUGGCUCCCGAAACGCUUAAAUGUAAUAUGUUUGAGGGAAGUCCUGGUUAUGGCCGUGAAGUUGAUAUCUGGGCCUGUGGUGUUGUUAUGUUUACUUUAUUGGUAGGCUGUCCUCCCUUUUGGCAUCGCAAACAAAUGGUUAUGCUGCGUAAUAUUAUGGAAGGCAAAUAUAGUUUUACAUCACCAGAAUGGGCUGAUAUAUCGGAGGAUCCCAAAGAUCUUAUACGUAAAUGUCUAGUCGUCGAUCCAGCUCAAAGAAUAACAGUCCAGGAAGUAUUACAUCAUCCAUUCUUCAAUCAAAUGGUUUUAUUGCCUGAACCCUCGUUAGAUGGACAAAAAACUACUUAUCAUUUGCGUCAACAAAGCAUACACACAUCGAGACAAUAUUCCAAAUUUUAUCAAACAAACAAAAAUAAUUCCACUAACAACAAUAAUCUAAUAAACUCACAACAGCAAUAUCAUGGACAAUCGGCACAUAGUUCCUCAAUCUUCCUAACACCGGCUGGUCCGGCUAAUAGUAAUAAUCAAUCUCAACCAAAUCAACAAAAUAACUCCUUGUCUCAAAUUGAAAGUAUGUUUUGUGCCUCACAAGUUAAUCCAUCAUCCAACAACUUCAACUGCCAUAGUACAGCCACAUCUAUUACAAAUGGCAAUUUUAUGGAUUAUAAUAAUGGCCCAGCAGAACGCACAACAUCGGGAUAUUAUAAUAAUAAUAUGGGCAAUAAUACUACUACUACUCAACAAAAUCAGCCUCAAAAUCAACAACAUCAUCAUCCUGCAAUGUCUCAUCACCAAUUAUCCUCCUCUCAAAUGUCUAAUUGUUCUGUACCAAUAACACCAUCUGAUUUUAUAUAUCCCCAGCUACGCAAAUCGUGUCGUUUUAAUGCCCGCAAGAAAUUCCAAUUUGCCAUAUUAGUGGUGAGAGCUGUAAUACGUAUUAGAAGACUACGUUAUACCGCAGAACCUCUACAUUGCGAAGAGGCUAUACGUGAUCCUUAUAGAGUUAAAGUAUUGCGUAAAGUUAUUGAUGGCUGUGCCUUUAGAGUGUAUGGCCAUUGGGUUAAGAAGGGUGAGGGUCAAAAUCGUGCCGCCCUGUUCGAAAAUACACCGCGUACUGAAUUACAUGCUUUGUAUAUUAACAAUUUAAGUCGAUAGUUAGUUUCCUAUAUAUAUAUAUUAACUAUAUAAUUACUUUAUAUAAAUAUUAUUUUAAAAUCAAUUUAUUAGUUUUGUUUAGUUUUUAAGACUUUUAACCGGCAUACAACAAUCUCUACACCCCCUCUCCCCCUUCUCACACAACAUGUUUGUUAAUUGCAUACAAAAACAGACCUUUUUAUUAUUUUAUUAACUCGUUUUGUUUUUAAAUUUAUAAGUCCUUUAACUAUUUAAAUCAUCUUUAAAGUAAAAAGAAAACCCUGUUUAUAUGUAAUGUAAUAAAACAAAAUUUUGUGCUUAGUAGUAGGUUAACGAAAUAAUAAACACAAUGAAUAUAUAAAUUGUUAAUUAAUGUUAAAAAAAAAUGUAUUAGAAAUUCUCUAAUCUAAACCCCCAUUGAACAAAUCGUAUUGUUAUUAAGUUAAUGUUGCUUUAUUAUUAUUAUUUCUUAAUAUCGCUUUAUUGCUGUUUUUUUUUUUAGUUUUUAAAACUAUUCAUUUUAUUGAAAUAUAGUUUAUAUGCUAUAUCAAUUUUAUUAGUCGUUUAAUUUAGUAAUUUGGCUAAUUAAUUGUAGCCCAAUUAGUUUUGAAUCAUAUCAAAAUUAUCGAAAAUCGAGAGUAGUCCUUUUAUCAUUAAACUCUUAUUAUUUUUGUUAAAUUGUUAGUUUUAAGUUGAAAAGAAAAAUUUAGUUUAAAAAUAAAAUCCCAUUAAGAAAAAUCUAUUUAUUAAUAACAAAAUAAAGAUUUCUUUGUUGAUAACACUAAAAGCAAAAAAAAAAAAACAA
This is a messenger RNA of Calliphora vicina (urban bluebottle blowfly), 3107 nucleotides long. It is a transcript of the gene PhKgamma, whose product is annotated as phosphorylase kinase gamma. The transcript is spliced from 10 exons. The record is from RefSeq and is a predicted model, not a curated record. Gene Ontology annotation, cellular component: phosphorylase kinase complex. Gene Ontology annotation, biological process: protein phosphorylation; glycogen biosynthetic process. NCBI's taxonomy places the organism in Eukaryota, Metazoa, Arthropoda, Insecta, Diptera, Calliphoridae. The coding region runs from base 590 to 2323 and encodes 577 amino acids. Gene Ontology annotation, molecular function: calmodulin binding; phosphorylase kinase activity; ATP binding.